Molecule: messenger RNA, 1299 nt
Organism: Kwoniella botswanensis
Lineage: Eukaryota; Fungi; Basidiomycota; Tremellomycetes; Tremellales; Cryptococcaceae
Exons: 5
Coding region: 1-1299 (432 amino acids)
Molecular function (GO): hydrolase activity, acting on carbon-nitrogen (but not peptide) bonds, in linear amides
Source: RefSeq, a predicted model, not a curated record
AUGCCCGUCGCUACCAAAUUCAAGAAGACUUCCAACGAAAUACCGACUUUGGUUUCUGUUGAUCCAAGUCAGCCAGGUGAGACACAGGCAAAUAUCCAUACCAGAUGGCAUCCUGAGAUACCGUGUGUUGCGACGAUCCCAGUCGGUCAAGCAUUCCGUGUAGAAUGUCUAGACUAUUCCGGCUCGCAGGUCCUCAAUGACGAUAAUGCGGACGACAUCAUACACCUAGACCAUGAUUCGGACCAUCACUUAUCAGGACCGUUCGCCGUACCAGGUGCUCAACCUGGGGACGUUUUAGAGAUUGAAGUUUUGGACGUACAGCCUUUCCAAGAUCAUAAUUGGGGUUAUUGCAUUACUGCUCCUGGACUGGGAAGUUUGGAUGAUGAGAGGAAAGGGAAGGAAACAAAAGUGACGAAAAGCAUUUGGGAUUUUUUCGGCAACGAAACAUCCUCGAGACACGUCCCACACGUUUCCUUCCAGGGUCGUCCCCAUGCUGGUGUAUUGGGUACAGCUCCAUCCCAUGAGAUACUCCAACAGUGGACGAAGAGAGAAUCAGAGUUGGAGGUAGCCACAUCAGGUGGAGCGGGGUGCAGUCUACCUAAACCCAGGGGUGCAUAUGUAGGACAAGAUUUGCCGGACGAGUUGAGAGAGAGGAUAUGCAGGGAGGGAGCGAGGACUAGUCCAGGUAGAGAACAUGGUGGGAAUAUUGAUAUUGGCUUAGCGACCAGGGGAUCAAAGGUGUAUCUGCCCGUUUAUAUACCUGGAGCAUCGUUGUCAGUUGGAGAUACUCAUUUCUGUCAAUCGGACGGUGAACCCACUACAGCAAUUGAAAUGGCCGGUAUAGUAACCUUACGAGUCAACAUAAUACCCCAGGGAGUACAUCAAUUGCGCAUGGCAAGUCCAAUGUAUAGGACAAGUCCAUCCGAACCUAUAUAUAGGGAUAAAUUAUGUUUCACUGGAUUGAGCGUAGAUAGGGAUGGUAAUCAGACGAACCAAGAUGGUUUGCUAGCAUAUAGGAAUGCAGCCUUCCAGGCAAUUGAAUAUCUUGAAUCAUUUGGAUAUUCUCGUGAACAGGCUUAUAUACUCUUAUCUGCCGCACCGAUCGAAUCGAGAGUAGUAGCCACUGCCAACAGGCCAAAUUUCGUAGUCUCCCUUGGUAUACCUACAGAAAUCUUCGAUUUUGAUAUCUCACCGAGGAUCAAUGGAAUAACAGAUGAAGAGAAGAAGAGGACGAUCACCGGUCCUGCUUUACCUAGUAUAAAGCUAAACGGGGAAACAACAAAUGGUCAUCUUCACUGA